AUGGGAGACUCUCAACCACAAGAUUCCAAAAAAAGGGCAGUGUAUGAAGCAUGGACGCAGGAACAAAGUGAUGCCUUGUUACGAAUUCUGGCUGAAUCUGCAAUUAGGGGAUGGCGCGAUAAUAGUGGUAUAUUUAGCAAAGCAACAGUAGAGGAAAGGAUAUUGCAUGUUCUCAAUGAAAAACUUAGGUCCAAUAAAAAUUAUAAUCACUACCAAAGUCGUAUCAAAUGGUUUAAGAGCCGUUGGAAUGCGUAUUCAACACUGUUGAAGUUUAACUCUGGUUUUGGUUAUGACAACGACACCAAAAAAUUCACGGCCCCAGAUGAAGUAUGGGAUGCGUAUAUAGAGGCUCACCCAAAAGAUGCAUACUUACGCACUGGGAGUUUUUCGGAUUAUGAUGAAUUGAGGCUUGCUGUUGGAAACGGUGUAGCUGUAGGAAGAAACGCAAUUGGAGUGGGCAGUGCUACUGAUGCUAGGACAAUAGGAGUUGAUGAAAGUAGAGGUCCGCUCAUAGAGGAGUUUAUCACAGUCAGUCAAUCGAUUCCACGCUUGAUUAACAUUCCAUCCCCGAGUUUUAUCAGAUAA
Molecule: messenger RNA, 585 nt
Organism: Salvia miltiorrhiza (redroot sage)
Lineage: Eukaryota; Viridiplantae; Streptophyta; Magnoliopsida; Lamiales; Lamiaceae
Exons: 2
Coding region: 1-585 (194 amino acids)
Source: RefSeq, a predicted model, not a curated record